Molecule: messenger RNA, 4519 nt
Organism: Paramuricea clavata
Lineage: Eukaryota; Metazoa; Cnidaria; Anthozoa; Malacalcyonacea; Plexauridae
Source: the annotation of a GenBank genome assembly
AUGGUUAAAGACAAACAAUCCGUUCUUGAAAUUGAUAGAGAUGUCAUCCAAAGUUUACCAGAAAAUGGUAUUCCUGAUGAGCUAAGGUAUGUCAUUGAUGAAAAUGAGCUUUCAGUUCAUGUUGAAAAUGAGGGGCCUCCCCAAGACCCAGUAAUGAGUGCUAAUGGAGGUGUGGAAGAGUUAGUUUUAGGAAGUGGCAGUACAUCGUUUAUUCCUAUGCGUCAAAGACAGAGAAAAGAAGGUGCGGCUAUCCAAGAUGCAGUAAAUGAGGUUGAUCUGUUAGACUGGUCAUCUACUGAAGGUAAUCUCAUUAAUGAAUUUAAAACAGAUGGUUUAGCUACUAUGGCCUUUCCUACAUUGUUUCCUUAUGGGAAGGGUAACCCAACAAAUAGGGCAAGACAACAUGGUAUAACGUUAACCGAAGCUUUCAAACAUUUAAUGAAGUUUGCAGAGUCGCUUGCAGAUGGUAAGUUUGAAUGGAGGUUUGCUUCUCACCCACGGUUUCCUUAUUGGGCGUUAAAUAUGAAACAACGGCAUCAGCUGUUGUCACAAGCGUUUACUUGCGUCAACACCCUGCUGAUGCAAACAUGACAAUGGAAGAACUGAAGCAGAUGGUCAAUUCCAUGAGUGCAAAUCAAAUGGUAAAUAGGUUGCAGCGCUAUGUGUCCAAAGUACAAGGUACGAAUCAGUAUUGGUAUCAGCGGCUGCAGGAAUUGCUGGCCCUGAUUGAACAAAAAGUUUGCCCUACUUUUUUCUUUACCUUUAGUGCAGCUAACAUGCAUUGGCCAGACUUACAGAGCCUGUUGCAGAAUGAUGAAGGUGCAAGCAGAUCUGAGCGAGCACAAGCUGUAAUCGACAAUCGCCAUCUGACUGAUUGGUUCUUUAUGCAGCGGCUGCAGGAGUUUGUCAGACAUUGGCUUAAUGGCGUCUUGGAUGCUGAGUGGCACUGGUAUCGAUUUGAGUACCAAGCUAGGGGAAGUAUUCAUUGCCAUGGAUGUGCAAAGUUAAAAAAUGACCCUGAUAUUCGAAAAUUACGUAAUAAAGGAUGUGUUGCAUUCCUAGAGAGUGAGACAACAAGGUACGAAAUGUCACCUGAUGAUUUUGAAUUCCUUUGCGGGGAUGUGAUAAGACAGGGGAGAAGAUGCUGAGAAGUUGUUAAAACAGUAAAAAAAUAUUUUCCAUAUUAAUGUUUCCAAUGCGUACUAUACGUAGAUCAAGCUAACUGUGCAGAAUCUGUUGUGGGAUAAUUGUUUCAAUAAUAAAAUUUUAUCCUGCAACAGGCCUUCAAAUGCAUGUAUACCGGCACAAUACCGGUUCAUAAUUAUUGCAGUAGUUACACAAUACCGGACUCGCUUCUCAUAGUGCAGGUCAAAUGUUCAUGUCAACUACUGUAAAAAGCGAAUUUUGUAUUAUGCAUGUAUUAACCACUGCUGCCUAUUUUGGAUAUAACUUUUGCCUAAAAUUGUCGCAUACAACCUGCUUAUAUGCAUGUAUACAACUUGAGUGUACUGGGUGAACCAGCACACAACUAUGCCUAUGACAACGUAAGUGAGUAAAUGCAAGUUUAAUACAGUGAAUAACAGUGUCAACUUGUGUCCUUGAUAAUUUACACAGUAAAACUCAAGUUCUACAAGCAGGUUGCAUAAGGCAAAAGUUGUGUAGUGUAAAUCUGCCUUAAUACACAAAACACUCACCAAAUAUCCAGCUAAUAAUAUAUGCAGAUAGCCAAUCUCCACAAUUUUGAAAGGUCUUUCGCCCAUCUUUUUGAUUAUUAUGCAUAUUUUAUUAUAUUAUAAUACGGUAGUAUUAACGACAUUAACUUUGCUACAUUAAAAUUGAAAAAGUAACAAUAUUUUACAUGUAAACAAAAAUUCCUAAUAAAAUUCCUUAAAAGGUUUCAAUUUUCCUCAAAGGAAUUUUCAAUAAUUUCUGAAGAUUUCAUUGGAAUGUAAGAAAUUACAUAAAUAGAAAGUGGAAAUUUAACUGUGGUCAUACAGGUUUCACAGGAAAAUGCUUCACUCAGUCAAUGGUGUGAUUAAAACUGUUUUAUGACUAAUUCGGUAACAUUUGGCUAAUAGAAAAAGCGCACAUGUUUAAUAAUAAGUUAUGAUUAUUUUAAAGGUAUGUUGACUGGCUGGUGACAACUUUUAAUGAGGAAUUGCCAGAUGAAAACUGGAGGAUACCAGACCCUCACCCAUCUGCUGUUAGUGCUACAACAGUGGAUAAUCGUGACGAUAAUUAUCACAGGUUAGUUAAUACUGUAGAACAACACACUAGAUGCAGUCCAGCAUAUUGUUUGAAACAGAAAAGAGUGGACCUGCUUGCAGAAUGCAGAUUUGGUUUUCCAAAGCCAUUACAGGAAGAAACAGAACUGAGUCUUGAGCUAGUGGUGGGUAAGAAUACUAAGUCUGUUGAGUCUGAGUUACACACCAAACGAAAUGAUCAAAGGUUAAAUUCACAUAACAGGGUGAUGCUCGAAAACUGGCGGGCUAAUGUAGAUUUGCAAGUCAUUGUAGAUGAGAAAGCUUGUGCAUGAUACAUGGCCAAGUAUGCUGUGAAAGGAGAACCCCGAUCGAAAUCAGCGUCAGAAAUACUAAAAUUGUCUGUGUCCUCAUUACAGAAUGAUGAUCAAGUCUCUUCGGCCUUCAAGAAAGCAAUGAUCCAAGUUGCUGGAGAUAGAGAUAUGGCAGCACAAGAAACUGCGCACAUGCUACUUAGUCUACCACUGAUUGGCUGCACAUUUAGUUUUGUUACUAUUUCUUUAGAUAACAGCAGGAACGUUAAUAUUGAUGCAGAAAAUGAAGGCGAUGAGGUACUUAAAAAAUCUGCGCUACAAGAAUAUACAGAACGUACAAAAUUAAAGAGUAGGUAUACAGGCUUGUCUCAGCUAAAUCUGAUGCAAUAUGUGUCACAGUACACGAAAGUCAGAGGUGAGUUGUCAAAACGAGCAAAUCCGUACAUUGUCAGGACAUUUCCAAAGAUUUCCGCUAAUCCUGCUGGUCCUGAUUUUGGAAAAUACUGCAAAUAUCAACUAAUAAAGUUUAAACCAUGGGAGGGUCAACCGUCAAAUGCUUGGAACGACGAGGAUGAAAGUGAUCAAAUGUUUAUUAAUGCAUAUGAAUUUUUUCUUAUGACAGAUGAAUUUGCGGAAGAAAAUGUGUUUAGGUAUUCCGAUGAAACAGACAGAGUUCAUGAUGCGCAAUGUGGUCAAACUUUUGAAAACGAUCAAAGUGACAAUCAAGAUGAUGACAACGAAAGUGAAGUUGACCCUGAUGAUGAGGAAGUCGAUGAUUGGAUGUUGUUAUGCAGAAUUAACCAAGAUUAUGGUGAAGCAGGGAAUCGGAUGUCAGACAAUGAAGCAGUGGACUGGUUUGAAACGGUAAGAGCUGUGCCUAGAUUGUUAAGGGAAUCUCCAGGAUGGAUCUAUAGUCAGAGAAAGGAGGCUGAAGAACAUGGUCAGCAUUUUCGAGAAGAUGAUCAACAAUGUGUAAUUGAUCCGGGGACCCUGAAUGAAAAACAACGCCUUGCUUACAACAUCAUCACAUCUCAGAAUGGUGAUAAUGCCGAGCCUGUUUAUAUGAUUGUGUGUGGAACAGCUGGCACAGGUAAGACAUACUUAAUAAGUGCAACGAAACAAGUAUUAGCCGCCCAGUGUGUUGUUACAGCAACUACUGGGAUUGCAGCCUUUAAGGACCCCGAAGCAAUUGCUUUUACAGCCUUGCUGAUGAGAAUGCGAAAUGGAGAAGUGACAGGGGAGGACUGGAAACUAUUGUUGGAGCAUUCAACAACAAAUGUACCAAUGGAUCAAUUUACUGAUGCUAUCCGAUUGUACUUUGACAAGAAAAGUGUUGCUGAAUACAAUUACGAGAAGCUAUUGCAGCUUGGACAACCUGUUGGUAAAAUUCAGGCAAAGCAUUCUGGUUAUGGUGCCAGUGCGGCCAUGUCAGACGAAGCUGGUGGAUUGGACGCUGUUCUGUUUUUAUCCACAAAAGCAGAAGUAAUGCUAACUUGCAACCUGUGGGCUGAAGUUGGUCUCUGCAAUGGCUCAUUUGGCACUAUCGAGCAGAUUUGGUUUGCAGAGAAUAUGGGUCCACCAAACCUGCCAAUAGCAGUAUUGGUACACUUCCAUAGUUACUCUGGUCCUGCAUUUUUAGAUUCAUGUUGUAAAUGUAUACCUGUGCCACCGAAAGUGUUUGAAUGGGUGGCUGAUGGAAAGUACUUGUCAAGGCAACAAGUGCCCUUGCGGUUAAGGUAUGCAAUGACCAUUCAUAAGUCACAAGGACAGACACUAACAAAAGCUGUUGUUGAUUUAGGUAAAGGAGAAAAAGUUGCUGGAUGCACAUUUGUAGCUACAUCGCGGGUAAGAUCGAUUCAUGAUAUUGUGUUUGAACCUAUGACAUUUGAUCGCCUGAAAGCAAUUGGUAGGAGUAAAAAUAUGCAAAAACGACUCCAAGCUGAACAGCGACUUAAAGUGCUUGCAGAGAAAACUGUCCAAACAUAUAGUACAAGUACGUCAUGA